Molecule: messenger RNA, 3054 nt
Organism: Mollisia scopiformis
Lineage: Eukaryota; Fungi; Ascomycota; Leotiomycetes; Helotiales; Mollisiaceae
Product: putative pro-apoptotic serine protease
Exons: 3
Coding region: 1-3054 (1017 amino acids)
Biological process (GO): proteolysis
Molecular function (GO): serine-type endopeptidase activity; protein binding
Source: RefSeq, a predicted model, not a curated record
AUGAACGGCGUCAAUGGAGCGGCACGGGCGAAGCGGAAACAACAUCCAAGUUCUGUCGACGAACGUCCUCAGAAGCAGCACAGAGCAAUCAAUGGCAAAGAUUCGGCAGGUCAGAACACACCUGAAGUCGGCAUGAGGUACGAAGACGAAGAAAUCGAGGAGGAGACUAGGAUCAUUCCGGGCAUGGCAGACACAGCAGAGUGGCAAGCUUGUAUUGAGAAUGUAGUUCGGAACGUGGUCUCCAUUCGUUUCUGCCAAACCUGCUCCUUUGAUACAGAUCCAGCUUUGACCAGUGAAGCAACCGGCUUUGUGGUGGAUGCGGAAAGAGGAUAUAUCAUGACAAAUCGGCAUGUGGUGGGAUCUGGACCCUUCUGGGGAUACUGCAUAUUCGAUAAUCACGAGGAAGUCGAUGCCUACCCUGUCUACCGCGAUCCCGUUCACGACUUCGGUAUCCUUCGAUUCGAUCCUAAAGCUAUCAAGUACAUGCCAGUGGCUGCGUUAACACUGAGACCAGACCUCGCCAAAGUUGGUGCCGAGAUCCGAGUGGUGGGUAAUGAUGCUGGAGAGAAGCUCAGUAUUCUUUCGGGGGUUAUCAGCCGACUAGACAGGAACGCUCCGGAAUACGGCGACGGUUACUGUGAUUUCAAUACGAACUACAUUCAAGCUGCGGCCGCGGCAAGCGGAGGAAGCUCUGGUAGUCCAGUCGUGAACAUUGAUGGUUAUGCGGUUGCACUGCAAGCUGGAGGACGCAGCGACGGCGCAGCUACGGAUUACUUCCUACCUCUUGAUCGACCUCUGCGGGCACUGAAGUGCAUCCAAGAAGGAAAGCCAAUCACACGUGGUACAAUACAAUGUCAGUGGAUGAUCAAGCCUUUUGACGAGUGCAGAAGACUUGGCUUGACUUCAGACUGGGAGAGCGCAGUACGGAAAGGGUUUCCCAAAGAAACUGGUAUGUUGGUGGCUGAAAUCGUCUUACCAGAAGGCCCAUCGGACACCAAGAUCGAGGAAGGUGAUGUUCUGAUUAAAGUCAAUGGAGAGUUGCUCACGCAAUUUGUCCGGCUCGACGAUAUCCUUGAUUCCAGUGUUGGCGAGAGCGUCAAGAUCUUGGUUCAGCGUGGAGGCGAGGACAUGGAAGUGGAGGUUUCAGUGGGCGAUCUUCAUGCAAUUACCCCAGACCGGUUUGUCUCAGUUGCAGGGGCCAGCUUUCACAAUCUGUCUUAUCAACAAGCACGAUUGUAUGCGGUGGCUUGCAAAGGCGUCUUUGUCUGUGAAGCUACUGGAUCGUUCCGAUUUGAGAGUACAGACAAUGGCUGGAUUAUACAGACCGUUGACCACAAGAAGACUCCAGACCUCGAUGCUUUCAUCGAAGUUAUGAAAGACAUUCCGGACCGCUCAAGAGUUGUUGUCACGUACAAGCACCUGAGAGAUCUUCACACUCUGAACACAAGUAUCUUGCACAUCGAUCGCCACUGGUCGAGCAAGAUGAGGUUGGCUGUUAGGAAUGACAUAACCGGCUUGUGGGACUUUACAGAUCUUGCCGACGCUCUACCUGCUAUACCUCCUGUCGCACGAUCUGCGACCUUCAUUCAGCUUGAAAACACUCAGCAUCCGGCAGCUGCUGAUGUCGUGCGUAGCUUUGUGAGGAUUAUGUGCCAGAUGCCCGUCAAACUCGAUGGCUUCCCUCGAAACAGGAAAUGGGGUAUGGGUGUUGUCAUUGAUGCAGAGAAGGGUUUGGUGGUUAUCUCGAGAGCAAUCGUACCUUACGACUUGUGUGAUAUCACGAUUACAAUUGCAGACUCUAUCCAGGUGGAGGGCAAAGUUGUAUUCAUGCACCCGUUGCAGAAUUACGCCGUCAUCAAAUACGACCCUUCCCUGGUGGAUGCCCCAGUUCAGAGCGCCAAAUUGAGCACAACUCAUGUCACUCAAGGUGCAUCGACUUACUUUGUUGGCUUCAACCAGAACAUGCGGAUCGUCAUCGCGCAGACCACAAUCACGGAUAUUACUGCUGUUGCCAUCCCUGCGAAUUCAGGUGCUCCUCGAUACCGAGCUGUCAAUGUUGAUGCCAUUACAGUUGAUACCAGCCUCAGUGGCCAGUGUGGAAGUGGAGUAUUGGUUGGAGAGGACGGAACUGUGCAAGCAUUGUGGUUGACCUACCUUGGUGAACGUUCGCCGAUCACUCAGAAAGACACGGAUUAUCACCUUGGUCUUGCAACUCCAACACUUCUGCCUGUCAUUCGACAAAUCCAAAGUGGUGUCCAACCCAAGUUGCGAAUGCUCAGUGUCGAAUUCAGCGCCAUCCAAAUGAGCCAAGCCCGAAUCAUGGGUGUAUCCGAAGAGUGGAUCAAGAAGGUCGCAGAAGACAAUGCGUCACGACAUCAACUCUUCAUGAUUCGCAAAAGAACCUUUGAGCGUGGCGAGGAACAGAAGGGUCUGAUCGAAGGAGAUGUUAUUCUUUCCUUGAACGGCAAGAUCAUCACCAGAGUCUCUGAGCUGGAUGUUAUGUACGACCACAAAGUUCUUGAUGCCAUCAUUAUUCGUGAUUGUGUCGAAUUGAAGGUCAAGAUUCCCACGGUUUCAGCAGAUGAUUUGGAGACCGAUCGGGCAAUCAGCUUCUGUGGUGCUAUUUUGCAUAGACCUCAUCAUGCUGUCCGACAACAAAUCAGCAAGCUUCACAGUGAAGUGUAUGUCUCUGCUCGUACGAGAGGAAGUCCGGCUUACCAAUAUGGUCUUGCUCCAACGAACUUCAUUACUCAUGUCAAUGGGAAGCCGACGAAAGAUCUGGAGUCAUUCCUCAAGGCUGUGGUGGGAAUUCCCGACAAUACUUACUUCCGUCUCAAAGCAAUGACCUUUGACAAUGUACCUUGGGUCAUCACCAUGAAGAAGAACGACCAUUAUUUCCCCACAAUGGAGUGGAUCAAGGAUGCGGCCGAGUCUUGUGGGUGGCGUCGUGUCACUUACGAGCAAGGAAAGGCAGUUCAAGGCGAGGGCCACGAUGGAAUCAACGUUAUCGCUGGUGAUACCUUCGAUAUGGAUGAGGAUGUUGGUGGAAUAUAA